This is a messenger RNA of Aspergillus terreus NIH2624, 714 nucleotides long. Its product is annotated as putative isochorismatase family hydrolase. The transcript is spliced from 4 exons. Lineage: Eukaryota; Fungi; Ascomycota; Eurotiomycetes; Eurotiales; Aspergillaceae. The coding region runs from base 1 to 714 and encodes 237 amino acids. The record is from RefSeq and is a predicted model, not a curated record.
AUGCAUUUCACCAAGGUCUUCCAGGCUAUCACCCUUCUGGCUGCAUCCACGGCUGUUACAGCCUGGAACAGGCUGGACAAGAACAAUGCUGCUGUUCUUGUUGUUGACCACCAGGUCGGUCUCGCGCAGGUAGUGCGUGACCAGUCGGUCAACGACUUCCGCAAUAACAUGCUGGCGCAUGCAGCGAUGGCUAAGGUUUUCGACCUGCCUAUCGUUCUGACUAGCUCCUCCGACGAAGGCCCCAACGGCCUCCUGCUCAAGGAAAUUACGGACAUGUAUCCCAAUGCCACAUUUGUCCGCCGUCAGGGUGAGGUCAACGCCUGGGACAACAAGGAUUUCCGCGCUGCCGUCAAGGCCACCGGAAAGAAGCAACUUAUCGUCGGUGGUAUCGUGACCGAAGUUUGUACUGCGUUCCUGGCCCUCUCGCUCCGCGAUGAAGGCUACGAGGUCUAUGCCAAUACCGACGCCAGUGGCACCUUCAACGUCCGCCUGGCUGAGGAGGCUAAUCGCCGCAUGGAGAAGGCUGGAGUCACCCUUAUGGGAAUGUUUGCCAUUGUCAUGGACCUCAUGCGCGACUGGAGACACACCCCUGGCCUUUCUGAGGUCCUUCCCUACCUUGACAAGUACCUCUUUGACUACGGCUUGGUUGCUCGCCAUCACGCCGGUGCUCUUGUCAACGGGACACUGUUUCCUGUUGAGACGACCCUGAUCUAA